Messenger RNA from Pochonia chlamydosporia 170, 444 nucleotides. Its product is annotated as DASH complex subunit Dad2. The coding region runs from base 1 to 444 and encodes 147 amino acids. NCBI's taxonomy places the organism in Eukaryota, Fungi, Ascomycota, Sordariomycetes, Hypocreales, Clavicipitaceae. Gene Ontology annotation, cellular component: mitotic spindle; DASH complex; mitotic spindle midzone. Gene Ontology annotation, biological process: attachment of spindle microtubules to kinetochore; mitotic cell cycle. The transcript has 3 exons. The record is from RefSeq and is a predicted model, not a curated record.
AUGUCAUAUCCUACGAGAUCCCUUUCGUCGCAUAUGCGAGCCCCUAGCUCGGCGUCCGCAGCAUCACAAUCGCCGGCUCUGCUUGCACGAAUUGAAGAAAAGAAGACAGAACUUCAGAGCUUGAGAGAACUCCGAGACUUGAGUGCAGCUGUCGCAAACCAGAUGGAGGCAUUGGAACAGAAACUGACGACGCUUUCCGAUGGUACUGAGGCAAUCGCGGCCGUCAUGGGUAACUGGCAUAAUGUGCUACGAGCUAUCAACAUGGCAUCCACAAAAUUGGCAAAGCCGGCAGGCGACACUUCGACACAAAAUGUUCCCGAAUCGAACGACUCGCUUCCCCAGACCUUGGUGCGAAUACCGACGGAACAUGCGCCAACAUUACAAGCUCAGGCUGAUGCUAUUGAAGCAGCGGCUGCGGAGGGCGACUCGACUGCCAGCACAUGA